UAAAGUGUUUAAAGAACAAUUGCAAAAAGUGUCACUGGAAAAGAAGGAACUGCAAAGUGACAAAACUGAAGCAGAUUCAAUCAUUAGAAGUAGAAUUCAAUCUGAAGAAAUGUCAGUUAAGGGAAUUGAGAAAUUUAAAGGAGAUUUAAAUAAAUCUCAAGAGCAGUUCGAUGUGGUUUUAAAAGAAUUGCUAAAAGUGUCACUGGAAAAGAAGAAACUGCAGAGAGACAAAUAUGAAGCAGAUUCAAUCAUUAGGUGUAGAAUUCAAUCUGAAGAAAAGUCAGCCGAAGAAAUUGAAGAAUUGAAAAGAGAUUUAAUGAAAUCUCAAGAGCAGUUCGAAGUGGUUCAAAAAGAAUUGCUAAAAGUGUCACUGGAAAAGAAGGAACUGCAGAGUGACACAAAUAAGAUAGAAUUUGAAGAAAAGUUAGCUAAGGAAAUUGAGAAAUUGAAGGAUGAUUUGAAGAAAUCUCAAGAGCAGUUCGAAGUGCUUCAAAAAGAAUUGCAAAAAGUGUCACUGGAAAAGACAGAAUCUGAAGAAAAGUCCGUUAAGGGAAUUGAGAAAUUGAAAGAAGAUUUAAAUAAAUCUCAAGAGCAGUUCGAUGUGGUUAAUCAUAAGUCGCUAAAAGUGUCACUGGAAAAUAAAAAUCUUGAGGAUGACAAAGGUAAGGCUGAAACAUUCAAAAGCCAUGGAUUUAAAUCAGAAGUUGAAGACAUGGAGAAAAUUAAAUUCGAUUUAAAGGAAUCUGAAAAGCAGUUGAAAAUGGUUGAAAAAAAAUUGCUAAAAGUCUUUCUAGAAAAGGAAAAACUCCAGGAUGAUAAAGUUAAGGCUGAAACAAUCCUCAAAAGUAGAAUUCAUAAUGAAGAAAAGUCAGCUGAAGAAAUUGAGAAAUUGAAGGAUGAUUUAAAGAAAUCUCAAGACCAGUUCGAAGUGGUUCAAAAAGAAUUGCAAGAAGUCUCACUGGAAAAGAAGGAACUGCAGAGUGACAAAGAUGAAGCAGAUUCAAUAAUUAGGAGUAGAAUUCAAUCUGAAGAAAAGUCAGCUGAAGAAAUUGAAAAAUUGAAAAGAGAUUUAAUGAAAUCUCAAGAGCAGUUCGAAGUGGUUCAAAAAGAAUUGCUAAAAGUGUCACUGGAAAAGAAGGAACUGCAGAGUGACAAAAAUAAGACAGAAUUUGAAGAAAAGUUAGCUAAGGAAAUUGAGAAAUUGAAGGAUGAUUUGAAGAAAUCUCAAGAGCAGUUCGAAGUGCUUCAAAAAGAAUUGCAAAAAGUGUCACUGGAAAAGACAGAAUCUGAAGCAAAGUCCGUUAAGGGAAUUGAGAAAUUGAAAGAAGAUUUAAAUAAAUCUCAAGACCAGUUCGAUGUGGUUAAUCAUAAGUCGCUAAAAGUGUCACUGGAAAAUAAAAAUCUUGAGGAUGACAAAGGUAAGGCUGAAACAUUCAAAAGCCAUGGAUUUAAAUCAGAAGUUGAAGACAUGGAGAAAAUUAAAUUCGAUUUAAAGGAAUCUGAAAAGCAGUUGAAAAUGGUUGAAAAAAAAUUGCUAAAAGUCUUUCUAGAAAAGGAAAAACUCCAGGAUGAUAAAGUUAAGGCUGAAACAAUCCUAAAAAGUAGAAUUCAAUCUGAAGAAAAGUCAGCUGAGGAAAUUGAGAAAUUGAAGGAUGAUUUAAAGAAAUCUCAAGAGCAGUUCGAAGUGCUUAAAGAACAAUUGCAAAAAGUGUCACUGGAAAAGAAGGAACUGCAGAGUGACAAAGAUGAAGCAGAUUCAAUAAUUAGGAGUAGAAUUCAAUCUGAAGAAAAGUCAGCUGAAGAAAUUGAAAAAUUGAAAAGAGAUUUAAUGAAAUCUCAAGAGCAGUUCGAAGUGGUUCAAAAAGAAUUGCUAAAAGUGAUACUGGAAAAGAAGGAACUGCAGAGUGACAAAGCUGAAGGAGAUUCAAUCAUUAGAAGUAGAAUUCAAUCUGAAGAAAACUCAGCUGAAGAAAUUGAGACACUGAAAGCAGAUUUAAGGAAAUCUCAAGAGCAGUUUAAAGAGGUUAAAGAACAAUUGCAAAAAGUGUCACUGGGAAAUGUAAAAAUGUCAGUGCAAUGUGAAAAAGGGAAAACUGAAGAAUUCGGUGCUUCGUCUGGUGCGGCUCUACCGAAUGAACUAAAGCAAUUGAGCCUGACGAAAAUUACUAAGCAGUUACCUAAUCUGCAGAAAGAGUUGGUAAAGACGCGAAAGCAGCUGGAAUCGAUGAGUCAACAAUUGACAGAUUUGUCGGGCGAAAACCAAAAGCUUCGAUUGAUUAAAGUAGACGACAUCAGGGAGUCCACGGAAGCCGUCAACGAACUGUUGGAAAAAAUGAAUGUUACACAAAAGGAAUUCGAGAAAGUGCGCCAAGAAUUGCUGCAAUCAAACGAAGAAAACAGUCGUUGGUUGCUUUCCAUGAAGGAAACGAGCAACGCGUCUUGCCAAGAGGUUGGCGCCGAUUUUCAGAUUGAAUUAACAAAGGCCAAGCAGCAAAGAAAUACAAUGGAAAAAAGACUGUUCGAACAAAGAAUUGAAAAUAAAAAAUUGAAAAAACAGUUGCGACGAUUUAAGGUAAACGAGCGAAAAACAAUAGAACAAAGCAGAAGCCGCAAAAAUAUAAAUAUCUGGAAGAAGAGAGCUGAAAUUGCACGCGAAGAGACGCAGCAAAGUUUUGCGUACACAGACAAGCUCAAGGAGAUACAUGAUAAAGAAAUCGCUAAUCUGCAGAGAACAAUGGAUGCGCUGCUUACGCAAAGAGAUGAGCUUCAUAAGGACAAAGACGUACUAAACGGGGAAAAGAUGGCGAUGGAAAAGAAACAGAAAGAUCUCCAAGAAAGAAUCUUGCAGUUGAACGAACAAUUGAAGAAGAAAUCGAAGCAACUCAAUGACUCGCAGCAAUCGAAUGUGAGUCUGAGCGAAAUGAUGGAAAGCCUGCAAUUGGAUCAAUCGGUGCGAGACCAGAACGAGGUGAAGGCGAAGGUGGAUCGAAUUAUUAUUCAACAUAGCCUCCAAUCGAUGACGGCCGCGCUCCAGGUUGCGAAUACAAAGCUGAAGAAAUCCCAAUGCGAUAUUCAAUGUAUGGAAGAGAAAACUGCAGAGUUAAAUUUAGAAAUUGGCGGCCUCAAUCUGAAUAUAUCACAGGCCAAAGUGCGUGAGACAGCGCUUAAGGAAUCGCUUGAGAAGACCAAUCAAAAGGUAUGCGAACUCAAGGAAAAAAUCAAAUAUGCACGAGCGCAAUGUGAAGAAUGCGAACAUAGCAAGAGUUUGAUUAAAAUGCUUAACGCCGAUUUAAAUAAACUGCAAUCGAGUUACGAUAAACAACAUUUCAGCAUAAACACAAUGUCAACUCGUAUGCAACAACUUCAAAACGACUGUCAAACUUUGCAGGAUCAAAAUCAGGGAUUGCAACAAUAUAUUGACUCUGCAAAUGAACGCGAGAAAAUACUUUAUAAAUCGCUCGCAACGAUCAACAAAGCAUUCGAAUUGGAGCGUGCGAAUAACAGUGCGCUUAAAAUCGAAUUAGAAACUAAUCAGAUCACUUUGGAGCAUGUUCGCAAUCAGUCUACUAAGCGAUACGGUGAUCUUCAAGCGCGUUACGACGCACUCAAAUUGGCAACAGAUGCCGAUGAAAGGGAGCAUGUUGAAAAGGUCGCUAGACUUGGCGACAAAUUGCGUAAAAAAGAUAUGUCGAACGAUCUUUACCUUAAAGAAUUAAAUUAUUGGAAAAGUCAGGCAGAGGAUUUGAAAAACGAAAUCGAGCGUCAGAAACAGAUGCUGUCACAGGCAAAUAAAUUUCGUGUCGCAAAAAUGGAAUAGUAAAUAUUCAGUCACUAGAUCGAACGAUACGGCGAGAUAUUUCAGCAAUUUCUGCGACAACAAAUUAAUAGCUUUAAUACACGUCUUUCCAGCUGGAGUUUCGUCAGUUUUGCCAAUACAUUAUCAUUAUCAUUGUCUUCCUUUUUUUUUGUUUUUGUCUAAAUUAGUUUUUAAGUAGUUUUUGGUUUUUUCUUUUUAUUGUAUAAAAAUUCAGUUAUUCAUAUUAUAAAAUAAAAAGAAGAAAAGUUGAUAAUUGAAGGUAGGGAUGUGUGUAGUUAUGGAGUGGAAAUGUAAUUGUAUAUAUUGUAUGGAUCUUGGAUCGAAUGGCAAUCGCUGAAUUCCAUUUUAGUCUUUGGCACAUUUCGUAUUGUUUUCAUUUAUCAUUUUUGUGUGUGUGGCGUGUUCCAAAAUAUCUCACAAUCGUAACUGAUAU
This is a messenger RNA of Drosophila sulfurigaster albostrigata, 4250 nucleotides long. RefSeq names its product putative leucine-rich repeat-containing protein DDB_G0290503. The record is from RefSeq and is a predicted model, not a curated record. The transcript is spliced from 2 exons. Lineage: Eukaryota; Metazoa; Arthropoda; Insecta; Diptera; Drosophilidae. The coding region runs from base 110 to 3817 and encodes 1235 amino acids.